This is a messenger RNA of Aureobasidium pullulans EXF-150, 3313 nucleotides long. RefSeq lists its product as uncharacterized. The transcript has 4 exons. Bases 35 to 2818 code for a protein of 927 amino acids. The record is from RefSeq and is a predicted model, not a curated record. Gene Ontology annotation, biological process: intracellular protein transport; COPII-coated vesicle cargo loading; endoplasmic reticulum to Golgi vesicle-mediated transport. NCBI's taxonomy places the organism in Eukaryota, Fungi, Ascomycota, Dothideomycetes, Dothideales, Saccotheciaceae. Gene Ontology annotation, molecular function: zinc ion binding; SNARE binding. Gene Ontology annotation, cellular component: COPII vesicle coat; endoplasmic reticulum exit site.
CAGCUUUUCGCAGUCGGCAACACACAUCUCCAUCAUGGCCAACCCCCAAGGAUACCCUGCCCAGGGUUAUUCGCAGGAAGAGUACGACCAAUCGCAGUCCGGCACCCCCGUACCCACCUCGCAGCUGCCAGCAAAGAAGAAGAGAGCCUAUGCCGGCCAGGCAUUCGAGUUCGGCACCGGCGCCAAUGCUGGUGGCAUGCCCGCGACCCAGACACCUCCUCCCGCCGCCGCCUAUGGUGCUCCCCAACCUGCUGCCGGUUACGGCUACGGCGCCCCGGUCCAGCAGCCCGCAGGCUACCCUGAUCCCCAGCAACAACAGGCCGCUCCUGGUUACGGCGCUCCCGCCGCUGGCUACCAACCCCCAGAUGCCUACGGUGCUGCCCCCGGAGGUGUUCCCGGAAUGACACAGCAGUUCUCACAGAUGGGCAUGGCACCGCAACAACAGCAACCCGCACAAGCUCCCCAGCAAGCCGCCCCUGUCGCCCAACGUCUGAACCCUCUGCAGCCCGUCGACAUCAGCGUUCAGGGUGCUCCCUUCCAUGUCUCGGAUCUGGAUCUACCUCCUCCUCCGAUCAUUCUUCCUCCCAACUCUAGCGUUACCCCCUCACCCAACGCGAACUGCCCUCCCAAAUACGUUCGCUCGACAUUGAACGCAAUUCCCUCGACGAACUCGCUCCUCAAGAAGUCCAAGCUUCCGUUCGCCCUCGUCAUCCAACCUUACGCUACCCUCCAUGAUGCCGAAGACGAUGUACCUGUUCAGCCCGAUCAGGUUAUUGCAAGAUGUCGCAGAUGCCGUACCUACAUCAACCCCUUCGCUACUUUCCUCGACCACAGCCACCGCUGGCGCUGCAACAUGUGCAACCUGACCAACGAUGUACCUCAGGCCUUUGAUUGGGACAACAUGAAGCAGCAGGCUAUCGACCGCUGGCAGCGUCCCGAGCUCAACUACUCGGUCAUGGAAUUUGUCGCCCCUCAAGAGUACAUGGUUAGAGCCCCUCAACCUUUGGUAUACCUCUUCUUGUUCGACGUUAGUGUCGCCUCGGUUCAGAGUGGUCUUCUGGCAACUGCUGCUCGCUGUGUUGCUGAAUCUCUCGAUCGCAUUCCCAACGCCGACCGCAGAACCCGCCUGGCUUUCAUGGCUGUUGAUUCGAGCUUGCACUACUUCACCAUUCCUCGCGACGACAGCGGCACAUCCGAUUCUAACAUGCUGGUUGUGAGCGAUCUUGACGAGCCUUUCCUACCCACACCCGAUGGUCUCCUGGUCAGCUUGGCCGAUUCGCGCCAAAACAUUGAGACCUUCCUCGGCAAGCUUCAGUCUAUGUUCCAGAACACUCAGAACGGUCUCUCCGCCAUGGGAUCGGCUAUGCGCGCUGGUCACAAGAUGAUCUCUCAUGUUGGCGGAAAGAUGGUUGUCCUGACUGCCUCUUUGCCCAACCACGGCUACGGUAAGCUUGACAUGAGAGAGGACAAGAAGCUCCUCGGAACAAGCAAGGAGAGCUCUCUUCUGCAGACUGCCAACGCCUUCUACAAGAGUUUCGCCGUCGAGUGCUCAAAAACACAAGUCUCGAUCGACAUGUUCCUGUUCUCGUCACAAUACCAAGAUGUUGCCUCUCUCAGCAACCUGCCCAGGUACACCGGAGGUCAGACAUACUUCUACCCUGCUUGGAGUGCAGCUCGUACAGAGGAUGCCAUCAAGUUUGCAACAGAGUUCAGCGAUUAUCUGUCUUCAGAGAUCGGUCUCGAGGCUGUGUUGCGUGUGAGAGCUACCACUGGAUUGCGCCCAAGCACUUUCUACGGCAAUUUCUUCAACCGCAGCUCCGAUCUUUGCGCAUUCCCUGCCUUCCCUCGCGAUCAGGCUUACGUUGUCGAGAUUGCCAUUGAUGAGUCAGUCACAAAGCAGUUCGUCUGCUUGCAGGCCGGUGUGUUGCACACAACAUGCAAUGGCGAGCGUCGUAUUCGUGUCAUGACCCUUUCUAUCCCUACUACACAAAACCUGGCCGACGUUUACUCAAGCGCCGACCAACAAGCUAUUGCUGUCUACUUCAGUCACAAGGCAGUCGAGCGAGCUCUUUCCAGUGGUCUCGACGCCGCCAGAGAUGCUCUCCAGGCCAAAAUCAUCGAGCUUCUUCAAACCUACAAGAAGGAGCUUGCUGGCGGUAACAUGGGCGGCGGUGGUCUCCAAUUCCCCGUCAACCUCAGAGGUUUGCCAACUCUAUUCUUGGGUCUUAUCAAGAACCUUGGUCUUCGCAAAUCAGCCCAGAUUCCCAGCGAUCUCCGAUCUGCAGCCCUGUGUCUACUCUCGACACUUCCUCUGCCUCUCAUGAUUCAGUACAUCUACCCUCGCCUCUACUCAUUGCACGACAUGCCCGAGACUGCAGGUCUCCCCGACCCAACGACUGGCGCCAUUGCCUUGCCCCCUCCACUCAACUUGACCUCAGGCAACAUUGUUCCUUUCGGUCUGUACCUGAUCGAUGAUGGCCAAACACAAUUCUUGUGGCUUGGGCGCGAUGCUGUUCCCGCAUUGGUCAUGGAUGUCUUCGGCACUGACGACAAGAAUGCACUGAAGCAGGGCAAGACUUCAUUGCCUCUUGUCGAGAGCGAGAUGAACGAGCGUGUACGUGCUGUGGUUGAGAAGAGCCGAGACCACCGUGCCAAGGGCUGCGGUAGCAUCGUAGUACCAUCACUAUAUCUUGUGCGUGAGGACGGCGACCCAAGUCUUAGACUGUGGGCUCAAAGUCUUCUCAUCGAAGACCGUGCAGACUUGGCCGUCAGCUCUGCUCAAUUCAUUGGCAUGCUGAGAGAAAAGGUCAUGCAAUAAAUAAUUGAUACCAUCAGGCAGUUGAGUCAACCAGGAAGGAAUGAGCAGCUGUCCGGGCCCUUGACAAACAGUAGAGGUGUCCGCACUUCAGGGAGGAUUGAAAGCAAGAUAGUUGAAAGAACCAAACAAACCACCAAUGUCGCGUGUUGACUUUUUAGACGAAAGGAAAGGACAAAAAAGCGCUUCCCCAAAAAAUUAUUCAUAUUUUUCCAUUCUGUUCCAUUGCCCUGAUGCAGGUACUGCUCUCUUUUCGACGAAUCCAGGCGAAUCUACAAGUUUAGGGAGCAGCAGCUUUUGCAGGAACGAGCUGAAUAGGAAGAUCCGAGUGUGGGUCGGGAUGAGAAGCUGAUAUAACGGAGCUGAGUGACAUAACAAGUGUACAUGAUGAACAACAGGGCAAACAGCGCCAGAUGCGAGAAAAUAGGCUUUCAACGCGAUUGUGGAGUAGUGAUCGGAAAAUAGCAGCAAGGUACGAGUGGCAGAAACCUUUACGCC